AUGAGCAAUGCCACAAGCCCGGUUGGGGCGUUUCCUCCCCCGCCGGGCGUCAUUCCCAAUUUCGAGAAUCCUCGAGAUGCUGGGUGGUUGCUGAACGUCGUCGCAAUGAGUAUUAUGAUGGGAGUCACGACAAUUUUCUUUGCUAUCAGAGCAUAUGUGAAAUUGUUCCAGACAGGCUCACUUCUACCAGAAGACUGGACUUGUGCUAUGUCAUACAUUCUCAUUAUACUCUACGUUGCGAUUGUAUUUGUGAUGGCGCAUCACGGCGAGGGGUACCAUGCCUGGGAGAUCACGAAAGAGGCAUAUCAGGAGGUGAUGCGGUGGCUAUAUGCGAGUUCCAUCAUUUAUAUACCGGCAGCAUAUUUCACGAAGGUCACGCUUUUGCUCUUCGAGGCUCGAGUCUUCGCGAUCCACGAGCGAACCUCCCGCGGGAUUCGGAUCUUCAUCAUCGGCUUGUUCAUAAGCUACGUCCCCAUACAGACAUUGAAAACGGUCAUUUGCUGGCCCAUAUCUGCAUUCUGGGAUCCUCGCGUACCGAAACCGAAGUGCCUCAAUCAGCGGAAACUCUUCAUCGCCGACUUGAGCCUCGCGAUCCUCACCGAUGUCAUAAUUGUUGUACUUCCGAUACCGCUUCUUUGGGGUCUGCGCUUGCCUUUGCGGAAGAAGGUUAAGAUCCUGACGCUUCUCGGUGCAGGCGGCAUUGCCACAGCCGUUACUAUCUAUCGCAUGUACCUCGUUGUCCAAUUCCUCGGGUCCAAAGAUGUGACUGCCGAUUUUGUCGUCUUGGACAUCAUAACAGCACUGGAACUUGUGAUUGGUUUGAUUUGCGCAUGUUUGCCAUCGAUAAACAUCCUUUAUGAACGCAUACGAAAAAGCGGACCGAAACCUACGGGUAAUAGGCCCAGGACUGUACGUGAGGCCAAGCACAAGAAGCAAAAUCCACAGAGUAUAUCUUAUCUAUGGAGUCUGGUGACCGGGAAGCAAACAAGAUCUGCUCUUACCGAGGCUCCUAUAACGGUGGGCGCCAACAGCCCACAACUCGAAACGAAUUUUGACACCGAGCCGGCAGCUCUCAGUGGCCCAAAAAUGAAAGCAAUCAACCCGGAGGAAGACUUGGAAACAGAGACGGUGCAAUGUGUCGGAAAUUGUGUCUUUAACUCCAGAGCAAACUCGAUUGACGGUCGAAGAGAGGGAUGGCUAGUGGCAGAGGCUGAAAGCUCCACAAAAGGAUCUGAAAGAGAGAGGAUACCACGGUGGCAACACCACGAAAUUGAGGCGAGAAAUUCCUGGGAAGCUGUGUGGGAACGAGCAGUACCCGUGUGUGAUUUACCGACAAUACCAGAAGACAGCGGCGCUCCUCGGCUUGAGCUCACGAUGCAUCCACAGCCAGACUGGGGAAGUCUGGCCCCCGUUAAUGCAAAUCACGUUAUAGUCUGA
Colletotrichum navitas is the source of this 1437-nucleotide messenger RNA. RefSeq lists its product as uncharacterized. The coding region runs from base 1 to 1437 and encodes 478 amino acids. The transcript has 5 exons. NCBI's taxonomy places the organism in Eukaryota, Fungi, Ascomycota, Sordariomycetes, Glomerellales, Glomerellaceae. The record is from RefSeq and is a predicted model, not a curated record.